UUUUUCAUUAUAAUUAGCAGUUACGACUAGCCCGUUGAAGAUUUCGUGUGGUUCUUCUGUGUGAUAUUUAUACAGUGCAUCUUUUCGUGGAUUUUCUCUUUUAAAGCUCGUGACGUUCCUUUUGGGGCAAGAUGAGUAUCGUGGAAAAGAUCGCCCAAAUCGAGGCCGAGAUGGCUCGUACGCAGCGCAACAAAGCGACUGCGGGACACUUGGGACUUCUCAAAGCUCGUCUAGCAAAGCUGCGUCGUGAGCUCAUCACCCCAAAAGGGGGUGGCGGAGGUACUGGAGAAGGCUUCGACGUUGCUAAAACCGGAGACGCUAGAGUGGGCUUUGUUGGAUUUCCGUCCGUGGGAAAAUCAACACUUCUUAGCAACCUAGCCGGUGUGUACUCUGAAGUGGCUGCUUACGAAUUUACCACACUGACGACUGUUCCGGGAUGCAUUAAGUACAAGGGAGCCAAAAUUCAACUGUUGGAUCUUCCUGGAAUCAUUGAAGGCGCCAAGGAUGGCAAAGGCAGAGGUCGACAAGUAAUAGCUGUAGCCCGGACUUGCAGUCUCAUUUUCAUAGUUCUGGACGUGCUGAAGCCCUUGGGCCACAAGAAAAUCAUCGAACGAGAACUCGAAGGCUAUGGGAUCCGAUUGAACAAAGAUCCCCCCAACAUCGUGUAUCGACGCAAGGACAAAGGUGGGAUCAACUUGCAGACCAUCGGUACGCAAAGCGAGCUUGACCUGGACCUCGUCAAGUCCAUCUUGUCGGAAUACAAGAUCCACAAUGCGGACAUUACGCUGAGAUACGACGCCACUGCUGAUGACUUGAUCGACGUGAUUGAAGGCAACCGAAUCUACAUCCCGUGCAUUUACUUGCUCAACAAGAUUGAUCAGAUCACCGUCGAGGAGUUGGACAUCAUCUAUCGCAUCCCGCAUUGUGUCCCGAUUUCCGCGCAUCACAGGUGGAACUUUGACGACCUGCUUGAAAAGUUGUGGGAUUAUCUCCAGUUGCUGCGAAUUUACACGAAGCCCAAAGGACAACUUCCUGACUACGAAUCCCCCGUCGUGUUGCAGUCUGGGUUGAGAACAGUGGAGCAUUUUUGUGAUAAGCUGCACAGGACCAUCAUGAAGGAGUUCAAAUAUGCUUUGGUCUGGGGUUCUUCAGUGAAGCAUCAGCCGCAGAAGGUGGGAAAGGACCACGUGGUAAUGAACUGUGUCCGAGUGAAGCUGAGGCAUUUUUUUGUAAUAGCUCGUGUGAAAAAUGUCGCGAAUCGUUCGCUUUCUUCCGAAGCUGAUGCCCUGUUGUCACCGCGUCAGUUCACUAAAGAUGUGUUGCUAUUCAAGUACGAGAAUCCGCGCUACUACAAGAUGCUGACGAUUUUUGGAACGUCUCAGUUUAUCUUUUGGAGCGCUUUGUCUUUCUUUAACUGGACGUCUCCAUCUGAUGAGAAGCAAAACGAAGAAGUGCAGGUGGACGACGAAUUUCUAGAGAAAUUGAGGGAAAACUUUCUCUUGAAAUUCGCUUCGAAGUUUUCGGAUUACCGGGCUUUGAGUGGUCUCUAUUUUGCACUUGGGUAUGGUUGUUUGUUGGUGACGUGGUUGAUGGCCUUACGGUCGGUACGGAUGCUGGUAUUGCGAAAAGGGGGUAUGGAUGUGACAUUCGUGACGUAUGCGCCGUUCGGCUCGUCACGUAUGGUGACAGUGCCGUUGGCGACAGUGUCGUGUGCUCGUCAUCGAGGCGCUUUUCGAAGCCAAAUGCCAGUGAAAGUGUUCGGAAGAAUGUUUCAUUUUACGCUCGACAAACGCGGAAGCUUUGUGAGGCCGGAUUUGUUUGACGUCACGAGAAUUGAAAACAUGGCUGAAAAGCCGGUGUGCACGUUUGUUAAGCGGAAACGUUUAGGAGGUGGAAUGCGGAAGGCGAAGGAAUCGAGUGAAGGAAGCAGCAGUGAUGAAAAAGAACCUACGGUUAUUCGAGUUGAACGGAAACGGAGAGAGAAUCCUUUAAUCCAGGGUACGUCUGGAAUUCGUAGUAAAAAGAAGAGGGAAAAAGGCGAGUCGAGUGACUCUGACCGAGAAGACGUGGGGGUUUCGUAUAAGGCCAAUUUUCAGGCCCGCGAAGGUCCGUCAGACAUGGGCGCCACUGCGACAUUCGAGCUCGACACGGCGCACGACAGGGAUGCCAGAGCGACUUUUGAACGCACGAGGAAACUGAACGAGGAGCUGAAGGAUGCCCCGGAUGAUAAAGUGUAUCGUGGGAUGAGUACCUAUGGUCAGUUUAAGGACAUCAAGGACAACGCGAAAGGAAGCGCAGGCAACAAACUCAACUCGGUGGGACCCAUUAGAGCGCCGCAGAAUGUGCGAGCAACUGUGAGAUGGGAUUACCAACCGGACAUUUGCAAGGAUUACAAGGAAACUGGAUUUUGCGGGUUUGGAGACAGUUGCAAGUUUCUCCACGAUCGAUCCGAUUACAAGCACGGCUGGCAAAUUGAGCGAGAACUGGAAGAAGGUCGUUACGGAGCCGAUGACGACGAUGCGUCACGUUACGAAGUUGCCAGUGACAACGACGACGAUUUUCCCUUCAAGUGUAUCAUUUGCAGAGGAUCAUUCAAGCAUCCGGUCGUGACCAGGUGUAAACACUAUUUUUGUGAAAAGUGCGCUUUGGAACGGUACAAGAAGUCGCAGAGGUGUUUUGCUUGUGGAGCCCAAACGUCGGGAGUGUUCAAUCCAGCCAAGAAGUUGAUUGAGCGACUGAAGAACGAGCCGGAACAAAAAUCAUCUGAUGAUGAUGAUGAUGAAGAUGACGUGGACGAGGAUGCUGCUGUUGAUCAAGAGGAAAAAAGCUAA
Messenger RNA from Notodromas monacha, 2831 nucleotides. NCBI's taxonomy places the organism in Eukaryota, Metazoa, Arthropoda, Ostracoda, Podocopida, Cyprididae. The record is from the annotation of a GenBank genome assembly.